AUGGCCCAGCAAAACACAAAAUUCGAAGGCGGCUCCUCUGCCACGCACAACCCCCACCCGGACUUCAAGUCCGUCGAGGCGACACGGCCCCCCUUCGACCCCUCCCUCAACGUCCGCUUCACAAAGACCAUCGACCCGGACUGGAAAUACGGCUCCGGCGCCAACGCCCUCGGCCAGUCCGCCGCCGCGCACGUCUCCAUCGACCCGCACGAGGAGGGCCGCCCCGCGGGCUUCAACUACAAGCUCCUCAUCUCGGGCGUCGUCCCGCGCCCCAUCGCCUUCCUCUCCACCCGCUCCGCCGACGGCUCCGUCACCAACCUCGCCCCCUUCAGCUACUUCAACAUGGUCAACCACGACCCGCCCCUCUUCGUCGUCGGCUUCGCCGCCUCCGUCGACAAGCCCAAGGACUCGCUCAAGUGCCUGCUCGAGAGCAAGGAGUGCGUCAUCAACAUCAUCUCCGAGGGCUUCCUCGAGGCCGCCAACGCCACGAGCGUCAACGCGCCCUACGGCAAGAGCGAGUGGGACGUCAGCGGCCUGACCCCCGUGUCCGACUGCAAGCACGUCAAGGCCGCGCGCGUAAAGGAGGCCAUCUUCAGCAUCGAGGGCGUGCUGGACUCGUUCAAGGAGUACGACUCAAGGGCCACGCCGGGGAAGAAGAGCGGCGUCGUGUGUAUCAUUGAGGGGAAGAACUUUUGGGUCAGGGAGGAUGCCAUCAACGAGCAGAGGAAUAUCAUUGAUCCUACGGUUCUCCGCCCGGUAAGCAGACUUGGCGGCAUCACGUACGGCCGUACUACCGAGGUCCUUGAGAUUCCCCGCGCGGACUGGGACAAGAACAUUGGCGGCGAGGAGGGUUACGAGAAGAUCAAGAACGGACAAUAG
This is a messenger RNA of Colletotrichum chrysophilum, 879 nucleotides long. RefSeq lists its product as uncharacterized. The record is from RefSeq and is a predicted model, not a curated record. Gene Ontology annotation, molecular function: FMN binding. NCBI's taxonomy places the organism in Eukaryota, Fungi, Ascomycota, Sordariomycetes, Glomerellales, Glomerellaceae. The coding region runs from base 1 to 879 and encodes 292 amino acids. The transcript is spliced from 2 exons.